Messenger RNA from Plectropomus leopardus (leopard coralgrouper), 1451 nucleotides. It is a transcript of the gene ddit4, whose product is annotated as DNA-damage-inducible transcript 4. Gene Ontology annotation, biological process: response to hypoxia; negative regulation of TOR signaling; apoptotic process. Gene Ontology annotation, molecular function: 14-3-3 protein binding. The record is from RefSeq and is a predicted model, not a curated record. Gene Ontology annotation, cellular component: cytoplasm. NCBI's taxonomy places the organism in Eukaryota, Metazoa, Chordata, Actinopteri, Perciformes, Serranidae.
UUGUGUGAAAGAGGAGAAGCAGGGAAGAGGAGUAUCCAGAUGGUUGUUUUUGCAAACAAUAACCAUUCAAAAAACUAUCCUAAAUAUCGACAACGGACUUAAGCGACAUCGCUGUCAAAUAUAAUCUGACCAAACGGAGAAGCUGUUGAAUACUGCAAAGAGGACAAUCAUGCCUGCUCUCUCUGCACCCACUGAUAUCAGCAGCUCACCCCCUUCUCCAGUGGACAGCAGUCCCAGGAGGCUGUCCUGGGGAAAACUGGUGCAAAGACUGGCAGAUUUCAGCACAUCUGCAAGCAGCAGCAUUGAGUCAGGGUCCAACAAUGGCAGCAGGAGUGAUCUCUCAGACUCAGGGUCAGAUGUCUCCGGUGAGCUGUCCCCCUGUCAUGAAGACCUGUUUUAUGAUCCAAUGGAGGAGACCAUCCUGAAAGAAGUGGUGGACCUAAUUGCAGGAAGCCUGAGAGAAGCCAAAGACUCAGACUGCGCCUUACGAUGCACCAAACUGCUCAUCCCAGAGAAACUUCUGGAGCACAUCGGACAGGAGCUCCUUCACCUGGCAGCUAGCGAGCCCUGCGGCUUAAGAGGGGCUCUCAUCGACCUCUGUGUGGAGCAAGGGGCUGUGUGUGAGAGCGUGGCACAGCUCUCCGUGGACCCCUACCUUGUCCCCACCUUUCAGCUGACUCUUGUGCUGCGGCUGGAGUCUGGAGGGCUUUGGCCUAAAAUCCAAGGACUUUUUAGCACCAAGUCUCCUUCCACUCCAGUCGUUAGACAAGCUAUUAAACUUAGCACUGGUUUCCGAGUGAUAAAGAAGAAACUGUAUUGUUCUGAAGAACUGCUCAUUGAGGAAUGUUGAGAAAUUUAAGGGACCUAAUAUUUUAUUGUGUAUAUUUUUAAAACACCCUUUUAAGCUCACAGAAGGGCCUUAUUAUUACUAUAACUGCGUGUAUAUGAUGCCUUCUGAAGUGUUCGGAGGGACUUUGCAGUGGUGCAGACAAUUGUUCCCACUGUAGGGGAGUUUAUGGUACCUGGAGGAAGUGUUGCUUUUCCAAUUAAAUUGCGUAACCAUCAUUAUACAUGUGGUAAACAGGCAUUUUGCAAAAGUGCGUACCUCAGUUUCUAUUGAAACACAACGGCAGCUAGCUAUAUGAUUAAAGACCAUUGUGUUUUUUUUUUCUUUUUAUACAUGGCAUUUAACUGUAACGUACUCCAAGUGGUGAGAUGUACACCAUUCAAACCAUUAGGGAUCUUAGUGACUGCUUGAAUUCACGAGCAAAGGCUUACCAGCACUUGCAUUGUGUGUGCGGUUAAUGUGCAAGCUGCAGCUAAGAACUUGAUCUUGUUUCUGUGUAGACUUGCCCUGCCUUCACCUUUAUUUAUUUGACAUUCAAAUACUCAUAACAUUGCACUGUUUUUGUACUUUCAUGACUGCAAAUAAAUUAUUUUUUGUAACAAUU